Mustela lutreola (European mink) is the source of this 2857-nucleotide messenger RNA. RefSeq names its product mitochondrial fission regulator 1 (gene MTFR1). Bases 428 to 1402 code for a protein of 324 amino acids. Gene Ontology annotation, biological process: aerobic respiration; mitochondrial fission. The record is from RefSeq and is a predicted model, not a curated record. Lineage: Eukaryota; Metazoa; Chordata; Mammalia; Carnivora; Mustelidae. The transcript has 10 exons. Gene Ontology annotation, cellular component: mitochondrion.
CUCUCAGUACCCGCCUCCGGGCCGUAAGAACCAGCUGAUUGGUCAGUCUGGUCCGGAUUUGGGGCGGAGGUUGGGUGAUUGGCAGUAACUCCCCGGGAGAGCCAAGCUGGAAGCCGGAGAAGCUCACGAAGGCACCUGGCUGCCGCGCGGCGGAGAAGAGGGAAAGACUCUUACCUCUAACAGACUCGUGGGAGUCCAAAGCAAGUCUCCUUGGAGGGUAUUUCUAAGUGUGCUUAUUGGACCAUGUGCUGCUAUGUAUGUCUGAAGUACUUGAAAUGCAAAUUUGGAGACACUUUGCCAUCUAAAUGCUUGGCUGGAUUAAGCGCCUAAUUAGGAUGGUUUUUCAACAGGUUGGAGGAAGCAUGCAAUCGGCUUUCAAGUGUAGCACUCAAAACAGAUGGAUAGUUUUUCUCUUUAAGGAAAAAUCAUGUACUUGGGGAGAAGUUUCAAGGUACUUUGGUCUGGGAAGCCAUAUGGUUCAUCUCGAAGUAUCGUAAGGAAAAUUGGUACUAACUUAUCUCUGAUCCAGUGCCCAAGAGUUCAGUUUCAGCUUACCAGCCCUACAACAGAAUGGAGCCCAAACCAUCUAGGAGAAGAUGCAGUGGUGUCUUUUGCUGAUGUUGGAUGGGUAGCCAAAGAAGAAGGAGAAUGUUCAACAAGACAAAGGACAGAGGUCAGAUCCAGGCAACCUCUCCAGGAUGACCUUCCCUUCUUUGAGAAGCCGCCAAGCAGGCAGUUUUCCUUACCAAACCUGUCUCCAGAAGAUCCUCAACAGAAGACAGCACUAGCGAAUGAGGAAGCAUUGCAGAAGAUCUGUGCCCUUGAAAAUGAACUUGCUGCUCUCAGAGCUCAGAUUGCCAAAAUUGUGACCCUGCAAGAACAGCAAAAUCUCAUUACAGGUGACUUAGAGCCUGCCACAUCUGUUACUACACCACCAUCCUCUAUUCCACCACCACCGCCGCCGCCCCCACCUCCCCCACCCCUUCCCCCAUCAGGACUCCACCAAAGUGCAUCAUCGGCUAUUGACCUGAUAAAAGAGCGAAGGGAGAAAAAAGCCUGUGCUGGGAAGACUUUGGUUAAGAGCAGUCCAAAGAAACCUGAUAUGCCAAAUAUGCUAGAGAUCCUUAAAGAUAUGAAUAGUGUAAAACUUCGGUCAGUAAAAAGGUCAGAACAGGAUAUAAAGCCCAAAACGGUGGAUGCUACUGACCCAGCUGCCCUCAUCGCAGAGGCUCUGAAAAAGAAAUUUGCUUAUCGAUAUCGAAGCGAUAGUCAAGGUGAAAUUGAUAAAGGAAUUCCCAAACCUGCAUCAGACGCCACCUCAGAAACAGUGUUGUUUGGGCCACACAUGUUGAAGUCUACAGGAAAAAUGAAGGCUUUAAUUGAAAAUGUUUCAACUUCCUAAUAGACAGUGAGCAGAGAAAAACUACCCUUGUUCCAGCUGUUGGUUUGUUAGGGCUGUUUGACAAGUAGAAAUCAACACUAUUUAGUAAAUACCUGAAUUUAUUAUUCAGUGACAUCCUUUAAGUCUAAUUAGAUUCAGCAAUAACAAAAGCACUCUUAAGUUUGUGGGGGGUUUUUUGUUUUUUUGGGGGGGUAAGAUUAGUUCUGAAGUUUUCCAUAACAUGUAUUCAGACAUGUGUUUUUAAUGUAUAGUUGGGAUGUUCAGGUUUCUACUCUUGAGAACAAUUACAUAGAUUUCAGAAGAAAGGACAUUUGUAGAUGUUGAGUUUUUAAUUUUUAACACUAAUUUAUAUGUGCAGAUAUUUUAUAUGCAUAUAUUUGGAUAUAAAAUAGUAUGUAGAUUUUAAUAAUGAUGUCAGUGAAGGUACUGUUACCAUCAUUAGUUGUCACUGAUCAUUUACUACUCAAUGAUGGAACACAGGUUGUUGGAGUGAAAUAUUUAGGAUUGGAACCUUUUUGCCUUGAACGGGACUUUUUACCUUAGAAUCUCUCAUUUCCUUGGAGAUGGGGUUCAAAGUAGGAACCAGAUAAUGUUCACUGCUGAAAAUUCCAUAAUGCUUUCAUUUAAAGGGAAGUCAGGGACUAUGAAAGCUGCUUUCACUUUAGUGCUUUCCAGCACUGAGAAAGAAAAUGUAGUUUUCAUAUAGUGAGAAAUCAGAUUAUUGAAUUAAAUCUGUAACAGAUGAAAACCACAAUGUACCAUCUUUUUUUUUUUUUUUUCCAGUUGAAUAAAUGGCAUCAUAAAGAUAACUUGUUGCUGAGGUAAUACAUAAUGGAAAUGGCAAUAUAAUGGAGUUUUAAGAUUUUUAAUAUUGGUCAAAUACCGUAGCUUUAUAAUGAAACCUUGAAUAGGCGAAAUAAUUUCAUAUAAGUUUAUCAUUGGUCAGAGUGCUGUUCUGUUGAAUUACAUUAUGCAGCAAACCUUAGGUGCUAUUAGAAAGUGGAGAACAGCCUUUCUCAUUGAGGGCUUCUGAGGAAUUGCUAUACCUGAUCAUUUGUGAAUGCUUGAUAAUCUUUAUGGUUUUCUGUAUUUCUGUUAAACUCAUAGUUAAUGCCAGAAUCUCUUACCACGAGUAAAUAUUUGGAUUUACUUAAAUCUAGUAAAAAGAAGUGAAGAUAGGAAGAGGAGAAUUUACUUUUAAGUUAUUGAAAAUAUGUGCAGUGUUCUCAAUAUUAGCAAAUGUUACUCAGCUUAAAUUUGAACUGUGACUUAUUUUACAUAUGUUGUUGAUUACAUUGUUUGAUUUAUAAAUUCUGCCUUUAAAAAAAUUCAGAAAAUUUGCCUGAAUUUCAUAUUUUGACCUCCUAAGAAUUUGUAUCAGUAUUGAAUUUUGGCCACUUCUCCAAUUGAAGAAGUUACUGUUUUAAAAUAAAGCAAACUUAUGUUUUCCUUGGA